AUGGACCACACGGAGGCGCUGCCGGACGACGCGCUCGCGGCCAUCCUCGGCCGCCUCGCGCGUCAGGACCUGGCGGCGUGCCGCCGCGUGCGCAGGGCGUGGCUUGCCAUCGUGGACGGGCGGCGGCUGCUGCCGCGCAACCACCAUCUGCCGGACUCGGUGGAGGGCAUCUUCGCCAACUACUGGAGCUACGAGCGCCCGCACUUCCUCGGCCGCCCCUCCACGCGGCACCGCGGCGUCGACUACGGCAACCUCCACUUCCUGCCCGGCUAUUCUGAGGACAAUAACAUAAUCGUGGACCACUGCAGCGGCCUCCUCCUCUACGGUGAUGGCUACAAACUCUACUGCUGUGGCGGCCUGAGAGUGUUCUGCGUGGUUAACCCCGCCACACGACGGUGGGAACGCCUCCCGGGCACGCCUGACAAAGAAAGCUCCACCGCGUACCUGGCAUUCGAUCCUACCACGUCGCCGCACUACAAGGUGUUCUUGAUACAACCUAAGGAUCUAGGGUUGUUCGACGUGACCGACUGCGAGUCGGCAGAAGUCUCACCAUAA
Aegilops tauschii subsp. strangulata is the source of this 555-nucleotide messenger RNA. Its product is annotated as F-box protein At5g07610-like. Gene Ontology annotation, molecular function: protein binding. Lineage: Eukaryota; Viridiplantae; Streptophyta; Magnoliopsida; Poales; Poaceae. The record is from RefSeq and is a predicted model, not a curated record.